UACCAUAGUGUGCACACGUAUAUUCAGUGUUUCUUUUAUUGUAGUCCAAUAUAUUUGUGAAUCAUCCAAGAUGGGGUGUGGCGAAUUCCUCGUCAAGUACAUAUUAUUCUUCGUAAAUCUAUUCUUCGCUUUGGCAGGUUUGGCGCUUCUGGGCUUAGGUAUUGCAAUCCAGUUACAGCUCAAUGUAGUGUUAGAUACUGUACCGGAUCAUGGAAUCCAAGUAGCCCCCAUAAGUGCCAUGGUCAUUGGCGGUAUUGUAUUCGUCAUAGCCUUUUACGGAUGCUGUGGAGCUAUCAGAGAGAGCAACUGCAUGUUGGUGACUUACGCAAUCUGCAUGAUUAUCUUGAUGAUCCUAAAGAUCACACUGGCCAGUUUAAUAUUCGUUAACAUGGACAAAAUUAUUGCGGAGAUUCCACUUCAUCUGCAGAACAUAUUCAGUACAGAUGAAAUAGCUUUUGGAAAUAUCCAAGUGGCGUUUAACUGCUGCGGCACCACUGGGCCUAUGGCAUACCCCAACCCUUUGAGUCUCCCCGACAGCUGCUGCGCUAACGCUCCCUGCCAGCUUUUAAAUUCAUACGAGGGCUGCAAUGUCAAGCUGACCAAUGUUUUCACCACAUAUGGCAUAACGAUAGGCAUUGUACCACUUGUCAUCGCUGCUUUUGAACUGGUGGCAGUGGUAUUCAGUCUUUGCCUUGCAAAUCAUGCCCGCAACAAACACAGAAGGACAUCAAUUUGUUACAAGGUUUACAAACAAGGACUCAAAAUGUGUCGAUCGAUUGCGAAAUACACAUUGUUUAUUGUGAAUUUACUAUUUGCCUUGGCCGGCUUAGUGCUUAUUGCCUUCGGAAUAGUGGUCGUAAUAGCAGUACCCGAUGAGAUUAAAGCAGCGUCUAUACCGUUCUUUGUAUUUGGCGGCAUUAUAUUCCUGAUCGCGUUCUGUGGAUGCUGCGGGGCCAUUACCGAGUCAAAAUGCUUGCUUAUUUUGUUCUCCAUAGUCAUGGCAGUACUGGCUGCAUUGAAGAUAGUUACAGUGGUAAUGUUUGCAAAUGUAGUAAACAGAGGCCACGACGCAAUAGAAGACAGGAUUGUGAAAAAUUUCGGCGAAACUGUAAAUCCUGAAAUGCACAUUUUCGAAUUUGUUUUCACCUGCUGCGGCACCAACGGAUCCAUCUCUUACGAUAACAGACCUCUAUAUGAGGAAUACCUACCGCCUACAUGCUGUAGGCUAGACAGCGAGCUUUGGCCCGGUCUGGACAAUAUAGACGAUAUAAGAGGAACGCUGAGUGCUAUCAUGGAGAGAUACGAAUUCAUCAAUGAUAUCGAUUUUGAGGAUAUAGACCUGACAGAGUAUCAGUGCUCCAGAGAGGACGCGGUAACAGACGGAUGUGUGGACUCUGUUACUAAUUUCACAAAGCGAUACAGUAAUAUUGUAAUAUAUGUCUUCGUAGGAAUAAUAUGUGUAGAAGGUGGAUUUCACCAAUCACACCAUAAACCAAGUUCAAGCAAUCGCACCAAGUUCAAGGAAACGGAGUUCAGCGUAAACUCGAAAAAAAGAUCGACGUUGAUCUAG
Messenger RNA from Achroia grisella, 1570 nucleotides. RefSeq lists its product as uncharacterized. NCBI's taxonomy places the organism in Eukaryota, Metazoa, Arthropoda, Insecta, Lepidoptera, Pyralidae. Bases 71 to 1570 code for a protein of 499 amino acids. The transcript has 11 exons. Gene Ontology annotation, cellular component: membrane. The record is from RefSeq and is a predicted model, not a curated record.